Recurvomyces mirabilis is the source of this 1113-nucleotide messenger RNA. RefSeq names its product 60S ribosomal protein L4B (gene RPL4B). The transcript has 3 exons. Gene Ontology annotation, biological process: translation. Lineage: Eukaryota; Fungi; Ascomycota; Dothideomycetes; Mycosphaerellales; Teratosphaeriaceae. Gene Ontology annotation, cellular component: ribosome; cytosolic large ribosomal subunit. Gene Ontology annotation, molecular function: structural constituent of ribosome; RNA binding. The record is from RefSeq and is a predicted model, not a curated record. The coding region runs from base 1 to 1113 and encodes 370 amino acids.
AUGUCGCGUCCAACCGUCACAAUCCACGGCGCCGAUGGGGCUGCUGGCUCCGAGAGCCACCCCCUCCCCAAUGUCUUCAAGGCACCCAUCCGCCCAGACAUUGUCCAGGCUGUGCACACCGGUAUGGCCAAGAACAAGAGGCAGCCAUAUGCCGUGAGCGAGAAGGCGGGACAUCAGACCAGUGCUGAGUCGUGGGGUACUGGCCGCGCUGUCGCCCGUAUCCCCCGUGUCUCUGGUGGAGGUACUCACCGCGCCGGCCAGGCCGCCUUCGGCAACAUGUGCCGCAGCGGUCGCAUGUUCGCCCCCACCAAAGUCUGGCGCAAGUGGCAGCAAAAGGUCAACCUGGGCCAGAAGCGCUUCGCCACCGCCUCCGCCAUCGCCGCCUCCUCGUCCGCCGCCCUCCUCCUCGCCCGCGGCCACCAUGUCAACACCAUCCCCGAGGUCCCGCUCGUCGUCUCCAGCACCGCCUUCGCCGACGGCGCCAUCAAGAAGACCAGCCAAGCCGUCAAGAUCCUCGAAGCCGUGGGCGCCGGCCCAGAAUUGGAGAAGGUGAAGAACAGCCGCAAACUCCGCGCCGGCAAGGGUAAACUCCGCAACCGUCGCCACCAGCAGCGUCGUGGACCCUUGGUCGUCUACGAGCCAGAGAAGGACGGCAAGGACUUCACCAAGGCCUUCCGCAACAUCCCCGGCGUCGAGACCUGCACAGUCUACGCCCUCAACCUCCUCCAGCUCGCACCAGGUGGACACCUCGGCCGCUUCGUGAUCUGGACCUCGUCCGCUUUCCAAGCCCUCGAUACCAUCUACGGCAGCACCACGACCCCAAGCGAACUGAAACGCGACUUCCUCCUGCCAUCCAACGUGAUGGCGCAGCCCGACCUCGCAGCCCUGAUCAACAGCUCCGAGGUGCAGAGUGUGCUUCGUCCCGUCAAGGGCGGCGCCAUCACCAAGCGCAGUGUCGUGCAGAAGAAGAACCCGCUGAAGAAUAAGCAGGUGUUGCUUCGUUUGAACCCUUAUGCGGCGGCUUAUGCGAAGGAGGGGCUUGGGCAUGUUAAGGCCGAGGGGGACAAGCCGGAGAAGGGAGAGGGGUAUACUAAGCUUUUGCACGAGAACUAG